This is a messenger RNA of Nilaparvata lugens (brown planthopper), 3593 nucleotides long. It is a transcript of the gene Prp4k, whose product is annotated as serine/threonine-protein kinase PRP4 homolog. The coding region runs from base 373 to 3051 and encodes 892 amino acids. Gene Ontology annotation, biological process: peptidyl-threonine phosphorylation; mRNA cis splicing, via spliceosome; peptidyl-serine phosphorylation. Gene Ontology annotation, molecular function: ATP binding; protein serine/threonine kinase activity. The record is from RefSeq and is a predicted model, not a curated record. The transcript has 17 exons. NCBI's taxonomy places the organism in Eukaryota, Metazoa, Arthropoda, Insecta, Hemiptera, Delphacidae.
UUAUUUUUCACUUCAUAGUGCUAGUAAAAAGAUUGUAGGUUAGGCAAAAUCCAAUAUUUGUAAUUAAUAGUAAAUAAGUUUAAUUUUAUGGAUUUGAAUUGUUAUUUAGCUAGCGACACCUAUUUUGUCUUUCUCGUUCAUUUGAAAAGAAUAUUGAGUCGAUAUCUUGAAAAUAGUUGAGAUCCAAUUGUGCCGUAAUAGUUAGUAACGUUAGCCGAACAGCUCAAAGCUAUAUAGAAAGAACAGAAUCCAUAAUGGCGUAAAGCGUAAACGCGUAGCCUAACCAAAUUACCAAAACGCUUUGAAUUUAGCUCUAUAAAAAUCUAUUUCUUGUUGUUGUUUUGUGUUUCAAAGAAGCUCUGUUUUUCAAGCAUGUCGGAAUCGGAAUCGGAAUCCAAGGAGUCCGAUGAAGUGAAAAGUGAAAAGGAGGAUGAAGUAUCUUCAAUCAAAAACGACCAACAUAAUGACAAGUCCUCUGAACAGAAAAAGAAGAAGAAGAAGAAAAAACACAAGCAUCACAGCAAGCACAAGAAAUCCGAUGAGAAACAUGAAAAGAAGCGUCAUAAAAAGCACAAACAUAAAAGAGACGAAGAGAAUGGUGACGUUAAAGAAAGUAAAAAACCUAGAAAAUCAAAGGACGAGGAGCCAGAGGUGAAUGAACCACGUAAAAACGACGUCAAGUCUGGAACUCAUUGUGAUAUUGAAAUUGAAAAAGUUAAAUUGGUGACGAAUGGUACAAAAGCGGCGCUUCCUCCGAAAUGUCGCUCCACCAGCACUCUGACUGCUGCAGGCCUAUCAGGCCUAACACCUGCUAAGAAUGCGCUCAAAGCCAAAUCUCCGGCGAUUGCCACUGAUUCUGAAAUUGAAGUGUCUGCUAUUGAGGACGAAAUGAAUUUGGAAGACUUGAUGCGACAAAAGGCGCUGCUUCAAGCUCGGUUAGGUGCUUAUAUGUCAGAAAUUGAGACAUCCAUACCUAAUAUUUCUGUUGCUAUUUUUUUCAGAAGUAAAGAAAAAGAUCGAAAACCCAGAGAUAAUAGAGUAAGAGAAAAUGACCCACAAAGGAAAAGGUUUCGAGAUGCCGAUGCUAUUAUACAACGAAGGAAGGAAGAUCGUGAACGAGAAGAGAGGAGGCUAGAAAGGAGGAAGGAAGACGCUAAAAGGAGGGAAGAGGAGCUAAAGAAGAGAGAAGAAGAAUUCAAAAGGAGAGAAGAGGAGAGAAAAAAACGAGAAGAAAGAAGGAGAGAAGACGAACGACGUGAUAGAAGGGACGAUGAAAGAAGAAGAGAUGACGAAAGGAGACCAAAUGAUAUGAGAGCUGUGCCGGACAGACGACCACCAAAAAGGAGGAGUCGCUCUCCUAUUGAUAGAGACAAUAAUCGUGGAAGAGAUGCCGAUAGAGAUCGUGAACGAGAUAGACGCGACCUUGAUAGGAACAGAGAUAGAGAUAGGAGGCCCCUAGGAGAAAGAGAUAGAUAUCAUCGAUCUAAUAGUAGAGAUAGGGCAAAAGAUGGCUACAGAGGUUGUAGGCAUCGUAAAGGUAAAUCAGAUAAGGGAGACAAGUUCAAAGACAGUUUAUCGGAAGGUUUGAAAGUAGAAGCUUCGUCUUCUUCAAGUGAUGAGCUGGACAACAUCAACAUUGUUGAAGAAGAGGAUGAAGAAGCUAUUAUUGAAAAACGAAGAAAGCAAAGAGAGGAACUUCUAAAGCGAUUGGGUGCAGGUGCAGGCAGUGAGGACUCGAACACGGUGUCUAGUCCGGUGGCGGCGACCAGUCCUGCCAAGCAGGAGGUGGCACCUCCCGCCCACACCCCUGCCCCCACCGCGCCACCGCCCCAAGCCAAGCCGAAACGCAAGUCGCGCUUCGAGCCCGAAAUGGCCGCCGCGCAGCCAACUGCCACCGAAAUGGCCGCCAAGCAGAAGAAGGAGGGCAACAAAUGGGACAUGUUCGCUGAAGCUGAUGUCCUGCAUUACAAUAGUCCCGGAAUGCUGGAGAAAGGAGGUUUGCCGGAGAAUCCGAGCCUGACGGACAACUGGGACGACGCCGAAGGCUACUAUCGCGUUCGCAUCGGGGAGGUGCUCGACUCGCGCUACGUGGUCUACGGCUACACGGGCCAGGGCGUCUUCUCCAACGUGGUGCGCGCCAGGGACGGCGCCAGGGGCAACCACGAUGUCGCUGUCAAAAUUAUUCGCAACAAUGAAAUUAUGCACAAAACUGGUUUGAAAGAACUGGAAAUCCUCAAACGACUAAACGAUGCUGAUCCUGACGACCGAUUCCAUUGUCUGAGGCUUUAUCGACAUUUCUUCCACAAGCAGCAUCUUUGUAUGGUGUUUGAGCCUCUCAGUAUGAAUUUGAGAGAGGUACUGAAGAAAUAUGGUAAAGAUGUUGGACUCCAUGUGAAAGCAGUCCGUUCCUACAGUCAACAGCUAUUUCUGGCUUUGAGAUUGUUGAAGAAGGCCAACAUUCUCCACGCUGAUAUUAAACCAGACAACAUUCUUGUGAAUGAGAGUAAAUUGGUUUUAAAACUUUGCGAUUUUGGAUCAGCAUCUCAUGUAGCCGAAAAUGAAAUAACGCCAUAUUUGGUCAGUCGUUUCUACCGAGCUCCAGAAAUAAUUUUAGGUAUUCCGUACGAUUUUGGCAUCGAUGCCUGGUCGGCUGGUUGUACAAUUUAUGAGUUGUAUACUGGUAAAAUUUUGUUCUCUGGAAAGUCAAAUAAUCAGAUGUUGAAGUUUUUUAUGGAUCUGAAAGGAAAAAUACCAAAUAAAUUGAUAAGAAAAGGCCAAUUCAAAGAUCAACACUUUGAUUCCAAUUGUAAUUUCCUGUACCAUGAGGUCGAUAAAGUAACUGAGAGGGAAAAAGUGGUAGUGAUGAGUACAAUGAACAUAACUAGAGACCUGCAGACAGAGCUGGUCGGCAACCAGCACUUGCCAGAAGAACAGGCGCGUAAGGUGCAGCAAUUGAAGGACCUCCUCGAGCGGAUUCUGAUGCUCGACUCGUCCAAGAGGAUUGCCAUCAAUCAGGCGCUGGUCCACCCUUUCAUCCAGGAACGCAUCUAACUCAUCUCUAAGCCUAUCUCUCUUCUUUACCCUGUGUGCUGGUUAGACGCAGAGGUAACUCGACACCCUGAAAGUCCAUUAGUGAAGAGUAAUUGAUCAUUUUCUGUCUUACCACCCUAUUUAUAAAUGUUAUGCUAAUUCAACUAGCACGGAAAAUAAAGUUAAAGUAAUAUUAUUGUGAUAUAGUUCUGCUACAAAACUAUUUUAGCAAUGCUAAUCUCAGAAAUUUACACUAUGAUUUAUUUACUCGAAUACUCUUGAACGCUAUUUAUUGGUCAGAAACCUCUCUUGAUGGCGAACAUUUAUAUUAUUAAGAAUAAUUAUUUCCAAAACAAAACUAUAUCAAUCUGUUCGAAGAUUACCGCAAUGACAAACAUUACAAAUUCAAAUGAUCUUUAUUCACAAAAAAGUAAUACAGCAGCAGAAACAUUAUAUAAAUAGUGAAUAUUCCCCACAAAGACAACAAGUCUGGGUGUGGGGAAUGAGCACCGUGAACUGCAUUAUAACAACCUGACAGUUGAAGAUUUACAAUAAAAAAACAA